AAACGUUACUCUGCAAUUUAGCACUCUUCAUUCUCCACUCGAUUUUGCAUCACUACGCAUUCAACACAAAAUUUCACCGAGAAAUCGAUUGACCCAUUAAUCGAGCUUCGCGAAUGGAGGACGAAAAGUUGGCUGCGUACUACGACGACCUGACGCGCCGCGGCGGCGGCGCCGCCCGAUUCAAGCAGGGCCUCGGCUUCUCCUCCGGCGACCCCCCCGCAAGCGACUCUGUCCCGUCCAGAGGCUCCGCCCUCCCCUCCGCCGCGUCCUUUCUGAGUGGCUUCGUCCGAGCGUCCAGCCCUUCCAAAACCUCCGAAUUCGAAAAGCAAGCCCAGCUUCAAUCCAUCCAGAACAAGCUCAGCAAAAAACCUAGGGAAAAGGCACGGAGCCGCAGCCCGAGCCGUAAUUCAAGUCGGCGGAGCCGGAGCUCGAGCCGAGAUAGGGUAAGAGAUAAGCAUUCGAGGCGCCGUAGCCGGAGCCGGAGCAGAGAUAGACAUUCCAGGCGCAGGAGUCGGAGCAGGAGCCGUGAUAGGCGGUCCAGGAGGAGGAGCAGGAGCCAUGAGGAUGAAGGGAGGCGUAAACGUCGGUCUAGAAGUCGCAGUAGAGAGAAGAAUAGAGAGAGAAGUAAACGGGAGGUUAGGGGUAGUGGUGGAAUUGAUUAUGCUAAAUCGAUUGAAGGUUAUAAUAAUAUGACGCCGGCUGAAAGAGUCAAAGCCAAGAUGAAGCUUCAGCUCUCAAAAACUGCUGAAAAAGACGAAACAAUUGGAAAAGGGUCCGGAUGGGAGCGUUUUGACUUUGACAAGGAUGCCCCUCUCGACGAUGAAGAAGUCGAAGCGGCUGAGGAUGAUGCUGUGUUAGUAAAAAACAUGGGGCAGAGCUUUCGUUUUUCUGCUGUGGAGGCGAGGAGAGAGGAACAACUCAAGGCUGCCCAUGAUGAAGCCAUGUUCGGAGGCUCCUCACAUCCACUACCUGCACAAACAUAUGAUCAAGAAGAAGGCCUCGAGAAAGAAAAUACCGAAAGUACCCCCGUUAAAAGUCUUCUUAGCGAGCAGGUUUUGACUAUGCAACGAGGCUCUUGGCGUGAUCGUGCCCGUAAAUCAUGAAGUCGAUAAGAGCUUAAAAACCAUGACGACGAAAAUAGGGGCUUUGAGGAUUGUCUUAAGCUAUGUAAUGAGAAGUCCAAAGGUGCAGUGUGAAGAGUUAUUAGAUGAAGUGCAUAAUGAAGAUGCCUAUAAAGGACCUAAAAGAAUGGAUUUGUGAAAGCAAUUUAAUGUGGGUCUGUGGCAUGUUUUAUCAAAGGGCAAUUUGGGAAAGGUAUGUAUGAACUCCUUUUUUCAGGAAAAAAAAAAAGGUUGAGUUAUUUGUACUCAUCAAGUACUCCAAGAAUCAAUAUCUGGGUGUGAUUGGCUAGUUUCUGCUCCAUGAUCUUAAGUUAGAUAAUGGUGUUUGGUAGAGAGAAUUUUGACUAGUCAGAUUUUAUAUUGGACUUAUUUGGUAC
Striga asiatica is the source of this 1498-nucleotide messenger RNA. NCBI's taxonomy places the organism in Eukaryota, Viridiplantae, Streptophyta, Magnoliopsida, Lamiales, Orobanchaceae. The record is from the annotation of a GenBank genome assembly.